AUGUACACCCUGGCCCAUCUACUGUUGCUAGCCCAAAUUCUGACUUGUGCUCUGAUAUCUGUUUCUGCUCUCGUAAAUGCCUGGGUUUUCUGCACGUUAACACUAGAAGCUUAUUACCUAAGAUUGAUCCAUUGUAAGUGUGGGUUCACAGCUCCAAUCCAGAUGUGUUGGUAUUACUGAGACGUGGUUAAGAAAGCGUGUUUUGAACACUGAUGUUAACCUUUCUGGUUAUAAUCUUUUUAGGCAAGACAGAUCUUCCAAAGGUGGUGGAGUGUCAAUCUUUACCCAGGAACACCUUCAGUGCUCGGUUUUCUCCACCAAGUCUGUCCCCAAACAAUUUGAUUUGCUGGUUUUAAGCAUUAAACUUUCAAAUAGUUAUUUGUUGACUGUUGCUGGGUGUUAUCGUCCACCAUCAGCACCGGCCUGUACCCUACCUGCCCAAAGCUCUCUCCUGGCACCUUACACUAAGUCUGAAUUUGUCCUGCUAGGUGACCUAAACUGUGACAUGCUUAAGCUACCUGUCCAAGUCCUAAAGCAAUGGGACUCCCUAAAUCUCUCUCAGAUUAUCACCAAUCCCACAAAGUAUGACUCCAAACACCCAGAAAAGGCUACUCUCCUUGAUGUUAUCCUCACAAAUAAUCCUGAUAGGUAUCAGUCUGGAGUUUUCUGUAAAGCCUUAGUGAUCACUGUUUUACUGCCUGUGUUCGUAAUGGCUGCUCAGUGA
Molecule: messenger RNA, 724 nt
Organism: Coregonus sp. 'balchen'
Lineage: Eukaryota; Metazoa; Chordata; Actinopteri; Salmoniformes; Salmonidae
Source: the annotation of a GenBank genome assembly